Molecule: messenger RNA, 972 nt
Organism: Theobroma umbraticum
Lineage: Eukaryota; Viridiplantae; Streptophyta; Magnoliopsida; Malvales; Malvaceae
Molecular function (GO): ureidoglycolate hydrolase activity
Source: RefSeq, a predicted model, not a curated record
CUCUCUCUCUUUCUCUCUCGAACCCCUACUUGAAAUGGAAAUGCAAGGAAGACCAGGUGAGUCAAAGCCGAUGGUAGUGAAGCUGAAGGCAAUUGAAGUGACCCCAGAAAGCUUCCAAGAGUAUGGGCAAGUGAUUGAAGCAUCCCCAGAUGGAGAAGAGUUUGGUCCCAAAGAUGCUCAGCUGGAUCUCAACAAAGGAAUCCCAAGGUUUCACAUUAUUCGGCUAGAGGACCAACCACUCAAGUUCGCCACAAUUACACAUCAUGCUAGUGUAACACAAUGUCUUGGAUCCAUUGGAGGUCAUGUUUGGUUUCUUGGAGUAGCUAAACCGUCUAUAGUGGACUCAAAAGAGAUUAAGAAUGACAAUAGCAAGGCAAAUCUGCAGUCACGUUGUGGUCAUUUCUAUCUUCCUCCAGCUGUUGAUGAUGUGCAAGUUUUCAGAAUUUCAGGUCCAAAGUUCGUAAAACUUAAUGUUGGAACAUGGCAUGCUGGGCCUCUAUUUAAAGAACACUCUAUGGAUUUCUACAAUUUAGAACUAAGCAAUACCAAUGAGGUGGAUCAUACCACACAUAGCUUCAGAAAGAAAGACAUGGUGGUUUUUGCCAUUGAUGACUGACUAGCUGUUGUGUAUCAAUUCAUGACUUCAACACUGAGUUCUCCAGGGGCUCUUGAAGAAGUAGAUGCUUCAAAAAUGGAACUCUCCUUGCUUGCAAAGUUUGAUCUUUUUCGGCCUUGUCUAAUUUGUUUUCUGAUACUGGAGGAUGUUGGGAUUUUAGGCAAUCAUGGGAGGAAGGGGAAGGUUGUAUUUGGGGAGUUCUGUGCUAGUUCACAAUUGGCUGUAGCUUGGUUUUCUCUGUUGGAAUAUGCCAAUGGAAACCGUUUGUGUUGCACUAGAUUGUAUUGGCUGCUAUACUCUUGUUAAUGUAUACAGAUUAUUAUUAUUAUUAUUUAUUUAUAUUAAUUUAUGAACUA